Messenger RNA from Spodoptera exigua (beet armyworm), 2539 nucleotides. NCBI's taxonomy places the organism in Eukaryota, Metazoa, Arthropoda, Insecta, Lepidoptera, Noctuidae. The record is from the annotation of a GenBank genome assembly.
AUGCCGCUAGUGCCGCAGGACGUAAGAGGAGUGAGUACCCGUGCAAUGGCAGAAGCGCAGCGUGUGAGGGAAGAAAGUGCUGCAGCUCAAACCAGCGAUGCAGAAGCCAAGCCUGUGCAGGUGGAUCUACUGCUACAGCUGCAGCAAAUGAUGGUAGAGCAAGCGCGCCGCCAAGAAGAACAGCUACGGGAGCUGAAAGAAGAUCAAGCUCGUCGCCAAGAGGAGCAUGCACGCUGUCAGGCGGAGCAGCUACGGGAGCUGAAAGAGGAUCAAGCUCGCCGCCAAGAGGAGCAAGCGCGUCGCUUGGAAGACAUGCAUAAGGAUUUCACGAAGGGACUGCAAAAGGCUGUCGAACGGGUACAAGAAGUGGAGGAAGGGUUAGGCAAGUUGGAACAUCGCGUCAAGGCGAUAGAGGAGAGAGUGGAAGAAGAGAUCUCCAAAAUCAAGCAGGAAGUGACAAGCCCAAGCCCUUUGAAGAGCCGAAGCCGUCUUGCAGCCGUUUUUGAAGCCCCAAAUGCGGCUUCAAGUGCAACGAAAGGGCUAAAGAUUCCCCAUUACGACGGAACAACAUCCUGGACCGCGUUCAAGCUACAGUUUGAGACACUUAUGGAGGCUUAUGGUUGGACUCAGAAGGAAGCACAGUCAGCCCUUACCCUGGCCCUCCGUGAUCAAGCGCUCUCAGUGCUGGAAGCUAUCGGCGCAAGUGGGGAUCUCAGCUAUAGUGCCCUCCUCGACGCACUUGAGGCACGGUUUGGAGACAGCCACCUCGAGCACGUGUACAGAGCGCAAUUAAAAGAGCGUACUCAGCGUGCUAAUGAGGGCCUACAGCAAUGGUCCGUGGAAAUCGAGAAACUUGUGCGUCGAGCUUUCCGGUCGACUCCGUCAAUGAUUGAAGGCACGCUUCUCCAAGCGUUCAUUGACGGUAUUCGGGACCCCGAAGUACGAGCCGCUGUUCAUCUGGGCCAUCACAAGAACAUGAAAGAAGCUCUGGCCCAUGCAUUGGAAGUGGAAGCCGUGCGUGGUAACUCCCGUACCUUACGUCUGCGGGAAAUGACGACAACGGAGCAGGUACCUCCACGCCGUCGGAACUUCAUGUGCUAUGGAUGUGGAGAGCGUGGGCACAUACGGAGCGACUGCCCGAAGAAGAUGAACCGCCAGGACGCGGCGGUCUCAACUUCUGACCAGCAGGGAAACUUAAAUCCAGCCAGGGCUGCGGGGUACAAAAUGCGGGCUCAAAUAUUAUUUUGUUUCCUACUCUGGGCGUCCGCGCAAGCCUUAGACAGCGCAGAUAACAAGUUCAUGAAGGAUUAUGCAAUGCUAAAGAUAUACGAAAGCUGCUUCGGCACUCAGCUUUUAAAACAAAUUACCAAAGAACUAAAAGAUGCAUACGCAAAAUGUUCAACAGCGCCACCUAUGAAAGAACCGUUGAACUCACACAUACCACCAUUGUUCCUAAGCAAACUGCCGCCUGGGUUCUCCAUGGACCCGAACUCGCAAACCAUCACAAAACCACUAGAUGGCGCUAUCCACAACAAAGACGACGAUGGAAAUAUUCAAGAUCAAGGACAAGCACCACAAAAACAAACAAUGGGUGGUGUUUUAUCUUUCAGGCCACACGGGGGCCCAUUCCCGCAACCGCAAUCACCAAUUCCACCGUACGUUGUACCGGCACAGUUCCGGCCAUUCAAUGCCAACCCUUACUAUCAGAUGCCCUACAACGCGCCAGUGUUCUACCCUCCAAACUUGCCGUACAACCCCUAUUUUGCACAACCACAACAACAGUACCAGCAACCCUUCUUUCAACAACAACAACCCUUCUUUGGAAAUAGUAGGAUGUCGCGCCAUCUUGGUCUCCGUGCCCGCCUCGGAAUGAGCGCACGCGCACAAGCCAGUCAAAACGUAACCUGUGUGAUGCAAGAACUAGGCUACAUCGACAGCAAUAUGGAGCCCAACUACGAGCAGAUUACACAGAGGAUCAGCAACCUGCCUGUCUCCAGUGAGCUGAAGAACGACAUACAGGAGGGACUGCAGUUCUGUCAGAAGUUCUCGCAAUGUGUACCUGAAGAUAAGCGUGACAUCGUACCGCGUCCUCAGGAGCAGAUCAGGGCCAUCUUCUUCUUCCGUUGCUACAAGCACAAGAAGUUGGAGGCCUGCAUCAUGAAGGACAUCAACGAGCACUUCAACAAGGAGUACAUGUUCGAUUCCGACACCGAUUUUGCCCUCUCCAGAUCAGCUCGCUCCAUCCGUGACGUUCCACUCCGUGAUCCAAGCAUCGAAGCGUUGGAGGAAAUGGAGGUCUACCUGUACGAUUACCUCAGCGGAGGAGGAGGCUUUGAUUUCGACCUAUACAUUUAAACUGACAUCGUAGUACGUAAUUCUAGUUCAGUCAUUCCUUAGUUCUUAUUAAGCGUCAUAACUGUGUAAGUUUUUUUUAGUUUUCUUUGCUAACUUGAAGUGUUUUUGCUAGGUUCUGUAAUGUAUUUUAUGUGUGUUUUAGAUGUAAAAUGUGAGCAAAAUGCCAUUAGGCAGGUGCGUAGGC